CACUGAGCUCCAUGAUAGUCGGCGGCUGGUUUAUUCAAAGCUGAGAGAAGCGGUCACUGAGCCUGGGAGAGAUCCGGGAUGUAUGGGCGCUGAAAAUGCAUCGGAACCUGGUAGCUACCUCUUUAACCAACGCUAGCACAACAUAACUUUGUAGAUUAAAAAAAACAACAACAAAGGAAAGCUGGGACAGUUGGAAGAAGUCCCCGGAUCGCCUUGCGUGGGAUAAACAGAGACAGUAGCUCCGGGCUGCUUGGACGAGCCUGCACGGCUUUUGAAGCUUGUAAGUUUAGUUACGCUUUCUUGUGUAACGGCGUUAGCCUAAUUAGCCAGCUUGCUAGUGAAGUACUGCGACCGCCUUUGAGUGCUCCGAGUUUCCUGAGUCGGCGCCGUUUCUACCUGACCUUUUUUCUCUUGAAAAGACAUUUUUUCGCCUUAUUCCAUCAAAGCUUAAUGGUUACGUUAAGCUACGUCACAAUGGGAACGGUGGAUCUUUGUAACGAUACAGCGAUAGCUAACUAGCUAAGCUAGCUAGCUAGUUAGCUAGUUUGUAUGCUAGCCAACAGGAGCUAACGUAGCCGAGCCAGCCUGCUACCUCGGUAACGUUAGCGCAGUUUCGGCGAGCUAACCACCACAAUACCGUUGCUUUCAAACUACCUUUGCGGCUGAGGCCACACUGUUUGCAAUUAUGUUUGAAAUGGAGACACACAUAUCAUGCCUUUUCCCGGAGAUUUUGGCCAUUAUUUUCAGUUAUCUUGAUGUUAAAGACAAAGGAAGAGUGGCCCAAGUGUGCGCGGCCUGGAGAGACGCGUCCUACCACAAGUCUGUGUGGAGGGGGGUGGAAGCCAAGCUGCAUCUCCGGAGAGCUAACCCGUCCCUGUUCCCCAGCCUCCAGACCAGGGGAAUUAAAAAAGUUCAGAUUCUGAGCCUGAGGCGAAGUCUGAGCUACGUGAUACAAGGGAUGCCACACAUCGAAAGCCUUAACCUAUGUGGAUGCUUCAACCUCACAGACAACGGACUUGGACAUGCCUUUGUGCAGGACAUCCCAUCCCUGCGGGUGCUGAACCUUAGCCUUUGCAAACAGAUCACUGACUCUAGCCUGGGCAGAAUUGCUCAGUAUCUAAAAAACCUGGAGGUGCUUGAACUGGGAGGCUGCAGCAAUAUCACCAACACGGGCCUGUUGCUCAUCGCCUGGGGCUUGCACAGACUCAAGAGCCUUAACCUGCGCAGCUGCAGGCAUGUGUCUGAUGUGGGCAUCGGUCACCUGUCCGGCAUGACCCGGAGUGCUGCAGAGGGCUGCCUGUCACUGGAGAAGCUGACCUUGCAGGACUGCCAGAAGCUCACAGAUCUGUCCCUCAAGCACGUCUCAAAGGGACUGAACAAGCUCAAAGUGCUCAACCUCAGCUUCUGUGGCGGGAUCUCGGACGCAGGUAUGAUCCACCUGUCACAUAUGACCCACUUGUGCAGCCUGAACCUGCGAUCCUGUGAUAACAUCAGUGACACAGGGAUAAUGCAUCUUGCCAUGGGGUCUCUCCAGCUGUCUGGACUCGAUGUGUCCUUCUGUGAUAAGAUCGGUGACCAGAGCCUGGCUUACAUUGCCCAGGGACUGUAUCAGCUCAAGUCCCUCUCUCUGUGUUCCUGCCACAUCAGUGAUGACGGCAUUGACCGAAUGGUGCGCCAGAUGCAUGAACUGAAGACUCUGAACAUUGGACAGUGUGUGCGCAUCACAGACAAGGGGUUGGAACUGAUUGCUGACCACCUGACACAGUUGACAGGGAUUGACCUGUAUGGCUGUACUAAGAUCACAAAGAGGGGUCUGGAGAGGAUAACACAGCUCCCGUGCCUUAAAGUGUUAAACUUGGGUCUUUGGCAGAUGACUGAGAGUGAGAGGGUCAGGUGAAAGUUCUAGUUUUUAAGUGUGUUUUUGUCUCAUCUGUUGUUUUUAAUGCUCACUUGUAUACUGGGAUGGACUGCCUAUAUCCAUCCUUAUCUUUUUACCUGCUAUACUGUGACUAAAAACUAGGAGAUGGGAAUCAAGAUCGAUCACUGGAAUAUUGGAAGCCUGUGCAUUCACCACCACGGCAAUAUUCCACUCUUUAUUUUGAUACGGUUUCUUUCUUGUGCUCUCUAUUCCUGUAUGUUUUCACCUUGACCUAUGUAAAGUCCUUAUUAGCUAGCUACCUCACCCAUCAAAAGACACAGGAGUGCCUACAACCUAGGAAUCUUAAAUGACAUUGCAUAUUUUUCUGACUCAUGCACCAAUGGUGGUUCUGAUAUUUCAGAAAAUCUGUUGCAAAAUUAUAUCUUGUCAUUUUAACUCUUAACAAAAAGGCUGGAGUACCUUGGAUUGAAGUUUUGAUAGAUUUUUUUUUUUUUUUUUGGGGUUUUGUAUUUUUACUUAUGUAUCCAAUAUUUUUUGUAUUGAAUGACUGUUGUUGACAAAAUUGUACUUCAAAUUGAAGUGGGUGGAUCAGUCUUGUUUGUCCUCUUUACCUAUGUAUAGUUGGCUAUGUUUCAUAUUCCUGAGGAAAUACCAUAUAUCGGCUAUUCAAGUAUGCUACUCUGUCUGUUAAAGGCUAAGACUACAGCAAUGUGUAGUAAUCAACAGCUGCCAAGGCUAUAUGCAAUACCUUAUACUGCACACCAGUCAUUAUUCUCCUGAGGAGCUUCCAAGGAUAGUGUUAGUGUUGGAGUAUUUGUUUAAAAAAGCUGUAAUUUAAGAUUGUUUUAUAUUCAUACAGUAGUGAUAUUUAUGAAUAAAGAUGGCAAGUAUGUUUCA
Messenger RNA from Myripristis murdjan (pinecone soldierfish), 2776 nucleotides. Its product is annotated as F-box/LRR-repeat protein 14-like. The record is from RefSeq and is a predicted model, not a curated record. The transcript has a single exon. Lineage: Eukaryota; Metazoa; Chordata; Actinopteri; Holocentriformes; Holocentridae. Gene Ontology annotation, molecular function: protein binding. Gene Ontology annotation, cellular component: SCF ubiquitin ligase complex. Gene Ontology annotation, biological process: SCF-dependent proteasomal ubiquitin-dependent protein catabolic process. Bases 686 to 1897 code for a protein of 403 amino acids.